Molecule: messenger RNA, 1995 nt
Organism: Peniophora sp. CBMAI 1063
Lineage: Eukaryota; Fungi; Basidiomycota; Agaricomycetes; Russulales; Peniophoraceae
Source: the annotation of a GenBank genome assembly
AUGUCCCCUGAUUAUGUGACGAAGGACGAGAAUCUGGACGACUACAUCUGGCAGACGUACCUCGAUGCUUCCAAAGACGAAGACAAAGCUCGGCCGAAAAACUGGGAAGGCAGCACGAAUGGGAUACUGACAUUCACCGGUCUAUUCGCAGCUACUGUUGCGGCGUUCAUUGUCGAAAGUUACCCCCUACUAUCUCCUGACUCCAGCGACAGAACGAACGCCCUCCUAGAGCAGCUCUUUGUUGCCAUUUCGAAUAUGUCCUCGAACCACCCUGUGUUUGUUCCGGCCCCAGAGCCUUUCUCAGCGCCGUUCGCAGCCGUUGUCAUCAACGUCUUCUGGUUUUGGAGUUUGCUCAUCGCGCUCAUGUGCGCGUUGCUCUCCACUCUCGUCCAAGAAUGGUCCCGUGCAUACGUGCAGGAUAUCAGUGGUCGCAAGAUCCUUCACGAGGACUUACGAAGCCGUGCAAUCGACCAUGUCUUCAUACGCAUGGGCGUGAACCGCUACGGGAUGGACCAAUUCGUCUCUUGGAUCGUCGCACUCGUGCACCUCUCUGUCUGCCUGUUUGUUUGUGGUCUUGUGGUCUUUUUGUUCAGCAUCAACUCGACUGUCGCGGGAAUGUCCACUGGCCUACUUGGGACAUUCUUUCUCACGUAUUGCGUCGGAAGCUUGCUCUCCGUCUUGGAUCCAAGCUGUCCUUAUAAAACGCCAGCCUCCUACGUGUUGGCCACCAUCCAGUGGAUCAUACAUCGACUCAGAUCUGCUGCAAAAGACCGGCGGCAUAAAAACCGUAUGGGGUCUAGUGGCGACGAAUAUAACCUUGAUGACAUCGUCACAAGACGUCAUGCCGGCGUCCGGAAGAACUUGACUGAUCAUCAAUUCGUAUUUCUGUGGGUCAAUACCUACGCUCAUAUUCCACGGGAACAGUUCGGCAACCUUGUCAAAGGACUCGUGGGGUUCGUCAAGUCUCAAGGGAGUCCUAUAUCCUUCUUAAGCCACCUAGGCGCAGACGAAAGGCUCAUGCAUAGCUUGAGCUGGUACCUGCGGGAGAUAUACACCUCCAUAACAUCGAAUCCGGAACCCUUGCAUCUACAACUUGAUACAGAUGUCUUCGAACUCGUGGUGUUACUGUCAGAAGGGAUGUUUGUUGUUGAAGUGUCGCAUCACGGCGAGGAUAUCGAUGAGGACAUUUGCACUUGCUCGUUUCUUCUAGACGCCAUUGGUGAGAUCUCACGAAUAGCCGAUGUUCGCGGACCGUCUCAACUCUUGGCACGAGUUUGUCUCGCCCGCGUACGGUGGUCCUUGCUCAAGUUGUGCUAUACAGCAUUCGAGAAGAAGAUGCCAACCGUUGGUUCUGGAGAAGUACCUCAUUUCAUUCGUCAUACGUCUCGCUACGGUUUCCGACUUAAUGGCCGCCAUCCUAUCGGCGUCUUAUUGGCGACGAUUACUGGGUACUAUGACGGCAAUAGGUGGACACACAGGGAUACAUCUUCGCUGCUACCUCUGCACGAUGACGCUUGCUGCACUGAUUGGAAGAGUGCUCUAACCCUCGAGGGCCUCACGCAUGUGAUAGCAUGCAAUGCGUUCUCAACGGUUGCGUACCUGUUGGAAUCUACCGACGUCCAAAGAGAGAACGUGGAGAACGUUCUCCACGGCUUCUUCUUUAGAGUCUCAACGUGGAACAAGACCUUGAAUAUGCUAGAGACCUGCAAACAGAAGAUGCCGUCCAGUCACUUCACUUCAGUCUUGCGAUCGGCGGGAUUUGACGAGUGGCUAGAGCCGGGGAGCAAGUUCAACAUCAAGCCUCACGAUGGGCCCAACUUCAAGUUCCUGACCACAGACCAUGCUAAGAGAUGUGGACCUCACUGUGUCCAUCUCCUCAAAGAGCUCGCGGAGCGCGUCAACUUCGUGGCUUACCAUGCCGCCAAUGUCACGAGGUCAUCGACCGAGGCACUGGCAAAAGGAGAGUCCGAAGUCCAACCUGGGAUCCCGCGGUAG